UACCGACGUGAAGCGCCGGCACUGCACGAGUCUCUCCCAGUCAUUUAAACCAAAUUGAAGGACGUCGUCAAGAUGUGGAAAGUAGUCAUCGCCUGUGCCCUGCUGGCAGUUGCCGCUGCCCAGGAGCCAACCCGUAGCCCGAAACCAACAAGGUCACCAAAGCCCGAUCCUUGUGAGACAGACUGCAACAAUCUCCCGGCCAAGUUUCAGAGGGAAAGAAAGCUUUGCGAUACCAACGGCAAAGUGUACAAUAGCUUGUGCGAGUUUGUGAAAGCACGCUGUGUUGAUGCCACUCUGAAGAGAGGGAAAUGCCAGACAGUGGACGUUGCUGCUACUACUGAGCCAAAACCGACUAGGUCUCCAAAGCCUACCAGGUCACCAAAGCCAAACAAGUUCGAUAGAAAGUGCAUGCAGUACAAUAGCUUGAACUGUGAGAACUUUCCCAAAAAGGAAGUUUGUGACCAGAAUGGCAACGUGUAUAUGAACAAGUGUGGGCUGGUCAAAGCUCAGUGUGGGGACAAUCAAAUUCGUAUGCGCAGGUGUCCCAAGCCAACCGAUGCUCCAACUGACGGCUCCGGUGAGGAAGUCCCAGCCUUCAAGCGUAGCAAAGGAAGCAAGCCUAGUUCAUCUGAAUCAUUGGUAAAACCAGAGAAAGUCAGACCACAAAAGCAAAAGCCAAGCAAGUUGGACAAACCAGAGAAGACCCCCAAAACCCCAAUCGACGGCUCUGGAUCUGGUGAAGAACUGGUAAAACCAGAGAAAGUCAAACCAAGCAAGGAGGCCAAACCAAACAAGGAGGCCAGGCCAAGCAAGCAAUCCAAACCUGCUUCUGGUGAAACACUGGUAAAACCAGAGAAAGUCAGACCACAAAAGCAAAAGCCAAACAAGGAGGAAAAACCAGAGAAGACACCCAAAACCCCAAUCGACGGCUCUGGAUCUGGUGAAGAACUGGUAAAACCAGAGAAAGCCAAACCAAGCAAGCUCGCCAAACCAAGCAAGCAAUCCAAACCUGCUUCUGGUGAAGCACUGGUAAAACCAGAGAAAGUCAGACCACAAAAGCAAAAGCCAAGCAGAAAGGAAAAACCAGAGAAGACCCCCAAAACCCCUAUCGACGGCUCUGGAUCUGGCGAAGAAUUGGUAAAACCAGAGCAAGUUAAACCAAGCAAGCAAGGGAAACCAAGCAAGCAAGCCAAACCAGAUAAGCACGCCAAACCAAGCAAGCAGGGCAAACCAAGCAAGCAGAAAGGAAGCAAAACCAGCGAAACCCUUGUGAGCGAAGUGAAACCACAAGUCGUCGAAACUAUUCUUACUCUGCCAUUAAGUCCCCCUAGCCUGGCUGUCCGUAUGGCCUGCAAGGCAGCGGAAGUGGACGUGAAUAUUAAAUGGAUAAACACAUUUAAGAAAGAGCAAAUGACUGAGGAGUACCUUAAGAUAAAUCCAGACCAUACGUGUCCGACUAUAGUUGACGAUGGCUUUUGUCUGUGGGAAAGCAAAGCUAUCAUGCCAUAUCUGCUUGAGAAGUACGGAAAGAACGAGUCGCUCUACCCAAAGGACAUCAAGCAGAGGGCAAUAAUCGACAGGGCCUUGAUGUUCAAUGCCAUCACAUUUACACCUAAGGUUUACGGAGUGUUGCUACCAAGACUGGCUAAAAACGAGGUUUCUGAGGAGGCAGAGAAGGAGUUUAAAGAAAAAGCAAUGGACAAACUCAAUCGGGACCUGGAGGGAAAACAGUUCAUCGCGGGAGACAACCUCACGAUCGCCGACUUUGCUUUCUGGGGGCUGAUCACUCUAUUAGGGCUCUUUGAUAUUGAUACAAGUCCUUGGAACAGAAUUGAUCUUAAGACAAGCGACAUUUGCAUUUUUAGAUUUCAACGAACGCGACACUUUAUUUUUAACGAUAUUUUCGAUAUGGGGUGUAACAACAGCAAGGAGACCACGGCGUCGGAUCCCAAGACAAAACCUGCCCCAAGGAAAGACACCAAACCGGCUCCUGCAGCCACGCCUGCUCAGUCUCAAGAUGCUCCUCAGAAGGCCGAAAAUACCGAGAAAACUGAAGACAGCCAGCAAACGAAACCUGCGGCAGAGGAUGAUACCGUCGCCAAAGUUGAAGAAUGUGAAGGAGAGGUCUACGACCCCAACUGCCCAGUCCUAUAUAUCAAUAAGGUCGACCCGCAGUCUAUUGCUUGCAUGAUGCUGCUUAGCGAGGCAGGAAUCAAGGUUAACAUAAAACAUGUUGACCUCUUCAAAGACGAACACAAACAGGACUAUUUUCUUAAUAUAAAUCCUGAACACUGUGUCCCUACUUUGGUGGAUGGUGAUUUUGUCCUUUGGGAAAGUCGCCCGUUGAUGAAAUAUCUGUGCCAGAAGUACGUCCCAGAGAGCAGUUUUUACCCCUCUGAUAUAAAGCAACGCGCUCUGGUGGAUCGUCUAAUGUACUGGGAAGCCAGCACUCUAUGUACGGCAGUGCUCGAUUAUGCGGCAUACGCAGCAUUUCUCGGCAAAGCUAUCGAUUCUGAGAAGGAACCAAAGGUUAAAGAAGCACUGGAUUACCUAGAUAAACAUCUCAGCGGCAAGUCUUACGUCUGUGGUGACACCAUGACACUUGUAGACUUGAGCAUAAUCAAUACUUUGGCUCUUCUUUGGUAUAUCGACUAUAAAAUUGACAGUUGGAGCAACGUUGUUCAGUGGGUAAAGAGGGUAGAGAAAAUUGAAUGUUUCGGGAAAGUUAACGCCGCAGUGGCGGAACAUAAGAAAACGCUAGAGAACAAGGCUCAGUAAAACAGGCUGAUGGACUUCAUUUUUUAACCGUCUUCCUAUCAAUGUUCACGGAUUUCAAAGAAAUCAGACCAUUCGCAUUCUUCUUUA
Molecule: messenger RNA, 2865 nt
Organism: Lingula anatina
Lineage: Eukaryota; Metazoa; Brachiopoda; Lingulata; Lingulida; Lingulidae
Biological process (GO): glutathione metabolic process
Molecular function (GO): glutathione transferase activity
Source: RefSeq, a predicted model, not a curated record